This is a messenger RNA of Oncorhynchus gorbuscha (pink salmon), 898 nucleotides long. Its product is annotated as transcription factor MafG-like. The record is from RefSeq and is a predicted model, not a curated record. Bases 277 to 768 code for a protein of 163 amino acids. Gene Ontology annotation, biological process: regulation of epidermal cell differentiation; regulation of transcription by RNA polymerase II. The transcript has 3 exons. Gene Ontology annotation, molecular function: RNA polymerase II cis-regulatory region sequence-specific DNA binding; DNA-binding transcription factor activity, RNA polymerase II-specific. Lineage: Eukaryota; Metazoa; Chordata; Actinopteri; Salmoniformes; Salmonidae. Gene Ontology annotation, cellular component: nucleus.
GUAGUAGUGACAGCUUGAGGGUUGUCGAGAAAAAAAGUGUAACCAGAUAUAGGUGGCCUCUGCUAAAUGGAUAUCCUGCAAUCCAACUGAUUAUUUAGCGUCUUGUAGUUUGCCUAGUCAUGCACAUACUGUAACUAAGUCUGGAGCUGUUCAAACCUGCUGCUUCAUAUCUGUGCGAGCGUGCCUUGCAGAGCUGAGGGAAGCGCGAGCCGAAGCAACGGUUGUCGGAGCGCGAUCAGACCAACAAGUGGUGUCGUUGGAAGCGGCUCUCGUGGCAUGACUACUACAAACAAGGGAAACAAAGCCUUGAAGGUGAAGAAGGAGCCAGGGGAGAAUGGGACCAGCCUCACGGACGACGAACUGGUGACCAUGUCUGUCCGGGAGCUCAACGCUCACCUCCGCGGCCUCACCAAGGACGAAAUCCUGCAGCUCAAGCAGCGGCGGCGCACCCUGAAGAACCGUGGCUACGCCGCCAGCUGCCGCGUCAAGCGGGUCACCCAGAAGGAGGAGCUAGAGAAGCAGAAGACGGCACUGCAGCUGGAGGUGGACAAGCUGGCCACAGAGAACGCCACCAUGAAGGUGGAGCUGGACUCGCUGCGCUCCAAGUACGAGGCCCUGCAGAGCUUCGCCAGGACUGUGGCGCGCAGCCCGGCCAUAGCCUUAACCCCAGGGGGUCGGGGGGUCAUGGGGCCCCUGGUCCCUGGGAAGGUGGCCACGGCCACCAGCGUCAUCACCAUCAUCAAGUCCAAGACGGGAGCCAGGUCGUAGUAUCGGGGCUGGGCGGCGUGGAGAGUUAUCAGACUAAUGAAACAACGAGUACUACAGUCAGUGUAUCAUCAUGGAGCACAGGAUUAGUUCCCUUGUCUGUCUUUUGGGCCAGAACACACAACACAACCCC